UCAUCAUUGACACUCUCCAGGCAGUUGUUUAAAAGAUGGCAAGAGCUGCCCAUCGAGAGCAACUAGAGAUUACUAUGGAUUAUGCAAAUCUGCCUGAUGUGUCAGCCAGAAGUCGCUCUAAUAAACACAGUCAAGGGGCUCCUGCUGCACCAGGGAGAAAACUAUUCAGACUGGUUGCUGUUAGCUUUGGACUCCUGUGUAUCCUCCAAGCUGCCGUCAACAUCUCCCUGCGUCUUGCUUUCUACAAUAACACAUCAUGUAUUAAGACAGAGGAGGCAGAAGAGCUGAAAAACCUCACUGAUCAAUAUUUUCAACCAGGAUGGGUCUAUUCCCGCCCAAGUUUUUAUUAUAUUUCUUCUGUUGCGAAAUCCUGGAAAGACAGUAGAGAGGACUGUUUACAAAGAGGUGCAGACCUGGCAAUUAUCAACACCAAAGAAGAGCAGGACUUUACAAGAAACUUUAAAAAACUCAUGUGGAUUGGACUAACUAAGACAGCCAUGAAAGGGACAUGGAACUGGGUGGAUGGGACUCCACUGAGCAAAAGUUACUGGGGGCCUGAUGAACCCAAUAGUUUUGAAGGAAAAGAUGAAAACUGUGUUGAAAUAAAUUUUUAUGAUUUCGAAAACAGCUGGAAUGACAUACCAUGUGAAAAUCCAAACUUCUGGAUCUGUGAAAAGAAACUGGCUUCUUAAGUAAGCCAGUAACAUCGUGCAAGUACACUUCCUCAUCUGAGGGCUUAAAAUCACAUUUCAUGUACAAAUGCCUGAAAGCUGUCUCACAAUCCUUUGACUGCAUAUGUCAGCAGUGAUAUUGCAUAUGUGCAUAUGAAUAUGUGAUAUUGAUGAGAUGUUUUGCUGUUUUUCUCACACACAAGUUGUCAAGUGCAGGAAGUUUGAUCACACAGUUCAACAUCUUAAAUGACUAAAAUAACUAAGGACUAAGUCUGGUUGGUAUGUUUAAUUGUCUGCCAUUUCUCUUUUUACAUGUUGAAUUUUCUUUGCUGCAUAAAAAGGACGUCUUUGACAGCACUCUAACAAAUACUCAGAACAAG
This is a messenger RNA of Oreochromis aureus, 1051 nucleotides long. Its product is annotated as CD209 antigen-like protein E. The coding region runs from base 36 to 692 and encodes 218 amino acids. Gene Ontology annotation, molecular function: carbohydrate binding. Gene Ontology annotation, biological process: biological process involved in interspecies interaction between organisms. The record is from RefSeq and is a predicted model, not a curated record. Gene Ontology annotation, cellular component: external side of plasma membrane. NCBI's taxonomy places the organism in Eukaryota, Metazoa, Chordata, Actinopteri, Cichliformes, Cichlidae. The transcript has 6 exons.